Messenger RNA from Candida tropicalis MYA-3404, 1830 nucleotides. RefSeq names its product methylenetetrahydrofolate reductase (NAD(P)H) (gene MET13). Gene Ontology annotation, cellular component: cytosol. NCBI's taxonomy places the organism in Eukaryota, Fungi, Ascomycota, Pichiomycetes, Serinales, Debaryomycetaceae. Gene Ontology annotation, biological process: tetrahydrofolate interconversion. Bases 1 to 1830 code for a protein of 609 amino acids. The transcript has a single exon. Gene Ontology annotation, molecular function: FAD binding; methylenetetrahydrofolate reductase [NAD(P)H] activity. The record is from RefSeq and is a predicted model, not a curated record.
AUGAAAAUCUCAGAGAAGUUGGAUCAAGCUCAUAAAGCUGCACAUUCUCCACCUGCAACUUUUUCAUUUGAAUUCUUUGUCCCCAAGACAUCCCAAGGGGUUCAAAACUUGUAUGAUAGAAUGGAUAGAAUGUAUGAUUUGAAUCCUAUUUUCAUUGAUAUCACAUGGAAUGCGGGGGGUAGAUCAUCAACGUUGACUAAUGAAAUGGUUUACACUGCUCAAUCAACUUUGGGUUUGGAAACAUGUAUGCAUUUAACUUGUACGAAUAUGAAGGUUGAAUUGAUCGAUGAAGCUUUAGAUAAAGCUUAUAAAUCUGGUUGUCAAAAUAUUUUAGCCUUACGUGGUGAUCCUCCAUUGGAUGGUUCUGAAUCAACUGGGGAUUUCAAAUAUGCCAAGGAUUUGAUUGCAUAUAUUCAUAAAAAAUAUGAAAACCAUUUCAAUAUUGGUGUUGCUGGUUAUCCUGAAGGUCAUCCUGAAGAAACAGAUGAAUUGAAAACUUUAGAAUAUUUAAAAGAAAAAUGUGAUGCUGGGGCAAAUUUUAUCAUUACACAAAUGUUUUACGAUGCUGAUAAUUUUAUUUCUUGGUGUUCAAAAUUACGUAAAAUUGGUAUUGAUUUACCAAUUAUUCCAGGUAUCAUGCCUAUUUCUACUUAUUCUGCAUUUCUUAGAAGAGCCAAAUGGUCAGAAAUUGCCAUCCCACAACAUUUCUUGGAUGCUUUAGAUCCAAUCAAAGAUGAUGAUUAUUUGGUCAGAGAAAAAGGUACUGAAUUAGUUAGUGAAAUGUGUCAAAAAUUAUUGGAAUCUGGUUAUAUCAAUCAUUUGCAUUUCUAUACCAUGAAUUUGGAAAAAGCUACAGUUAUGAUUUUGGAAAAAUUGAAUCUUAUAGAAGCAGUUAAAUCCAAUGAAAUUGUUGGUGUUACUGAAUUGCCAUGGAGAAAAUCAUUAAAUCCUGAAAGAUCCAAAGAAUCAAUCCGUCCAAUUUUCUGGCAAAAUAGAAAAUAUUCUUAUGUUACAAGAACUGCCACCUGGGAUGAGUUUCCAAACGGUAGAUGGGGUGAUUCCAGAUCUCCUGCUUUUGGUGACAUUGAUUUGUGUGCUAGUGAAUUAUUGAGACAAUCUCCAAAGAGAGCACAAGAAUUAUGGGGAUUACCUCAAACUAUUAGUGAUAUUACUGGGCUUGUUAUUAGUUAUUUGAAAGGUCAAUUAAAUUCAUUGCCAUGGUUUGAUGGUGCCAUUGGUGAAGAUACUAAUAUUAUCUUGGAUCAUUUGAUAGAAUUGAAUGAAAAUUCACUCAUUACAUUGAACUCUCAACCAUCUUUGAAUUCGGUUAGAUCAUCGGAUAAAGUCUUUGGUUGGGGUCCAAAGAAUGGUUAUGUUUAUCAAAAACAAUAUUUGGAGUUCUUUUGUCAUAAAGAUGUCGUUGCCAGAUUAUUAGACCAUAUUGAUCAAUAUAAUAAAAAUCAAGGUGAUUCAACUUCUGCUGUCAUUUCAUACUAUGCUGUUAACAAAAAUGGUAACUUGAUUUCUAAUUGUCAAGAUGAUGACAUUAAUGCCGUAACUUGGGGUGUCUUCCCAGGUGAAGAAAUUUUACAACCUACAAUUGUUGAAAAAACAUCAUUUUUGGCUUGGAAGGAUGAAGUUUAUACUUUAUUCUCUGAGUGGCUGAAAAUUUCUGGUAUGUUUGAUGCUGAAAAGGAUAAGAUCCAGCACUUUAAUGAAUUGAUGAGUCAAAUUACUGAAAACUUUGUUUUGUGUAAUUUGGUUAAUAAUGAUUUCCUUCAAGGAAAUGAUGUUUUGUUUGAUUUGAUUAAACAAGUAGUACAUAGUUAA